This is a messenger RNA of Arvicola amphibius (Eurasian water vole), 1066 nucleotides long. It is a transcript of the gene Pbx4, whose product is annotated as PBX homeobox 4. The transcript is spliced from 8 exons. Bases 83 to 1033 code for a protein of 316 amino acids. Gene Ontology annotation, molecular function: RNA polymerase II cis-regulatory region sequence-specific DNA binding; DNA-binding transcription factor activity, RNA polymerase II-specific. Lineage: Eukaryota; Metazoa; Chordata; Mammalia; Rodentia; Cricetidae. Gene Ontology annotation, biological process: brain development; regulation of transcription by RNA polymerase II; eye development. Gene Ontology annotation, cellular component: nucleus. The record is from RefSeq and is a predicted model, not a curated record.
GUCCUGCAGCAGAUCAUGGCCAUCACCGACCAGAGGCCUGGACGAGGCCCAGGCCAGAAAGCAUGCCCUCCACUGCCAUCGGAUGAAGUCUGCCCUCUUCAGUGUGCUCUGCGAGAUCAAGGAAAAGACAGCCAUGAGCAUCCAGCAUGAGGAAGAGGAUCCUCCCGACACUCAGCUCCUGAGGCUGGAUAAUAUGCUGCUGGCUGAGGGUGUGUCCAGGCCAGAGAAGAGAGGACGAGGAGCAGCAGCAGGCACCACAGCAACACCAGGUGGCUGUCCAAAUGACAAUAGCAUUGAGCACUCAGACUACAGGGCCAAGCUGUCCCAGAUCCGACAGAUUUACUACUCUGAGCUAGAGAAGUAUGAACAGGCCUGUCGUGAGUUCACCACACAUGUCAACAACCUUCUACGGGAACAGAGCAGGGUGAGGCCUGUGUCCUCCAAGGAGAUGGAGCACAUGGUGGGCAUCAUCCACAGCAAGUUCAGUGCCAUCCAGAGGCAGCUUAAGCAGAGCACCUGUGAGGCUGUCAUGACCCUGCGCUCACGGCUCCUGGAUGCCAGGCGGAAGCGGCGGAACUUCAGCAAGCAGGCCACCGAAGUGCUGAAUGAAUAUUUCUACUCCCAUUUGAGCAACCCUUACCCCAGCGAAGAGACCAAAGAAGAACUGGCCAGGAAGGGCGGUAUCACGGUGUCCCAGGUCUCUAACUGGUUUGGCAACAAAAGAAUCCGGUACAAAAAGAACACAGGGAAGUUUCAGGAAGAGGCCACCAUGUACACUGAGAAAACAUCCACGGCCACCAGGGCCCGGGGCCCAGGGGGACAGCCCAGCCCAGGUUCCUGUGGCCCCUUUCCCCUGACCAGUGGAGGUGACAUGGUUCUCACCCUGCAGACCCUGGCCUUCCUUCAGCCUCCACCUGGGGGAGUCUACCUCCAGCCCCCGACCCACGGCAGCUGGCAGAGGGCCACCACUCCACAGCCAGUCUCACCACCUGCUGGAAAUUGUGGCAGCUUCCACUCAGGUGUAUCUAAUUAAGUUCUGGGACCCUGGUUGAGUACCGUGAGUGAC